Molecule: messenger RNA, 859 nt
Organism: Sesamum indicum (sesame)
Lineage: Eukaryota; Viridiplantae; Streptophyta; Magnoliopsida; Lamiales; Pedaliaceae
Product: small ribosomal subunit protein uS17
Biological process (GO): translation
Cellular component (GO): cytosolic small ribosomal subunit; ribosome
Molecular function (GO): structural constituent of ribosome
Source: RefSeq, a predicted model, not a curated record
UACUAAUUGUGUCCAGACAGAGUUUUGGGCCAACCUAAACCCUAAUCCUGAACAAAGGAUCUCGAUUUCCAGUUCUCUUUUGAAAGAAAAUCGUUACAAUCAAAAGAACUAGAACAACUGCCGCCACUUUCCUGCAUCUUCACAUUCUCAUCUGAGCUCCAUUGCCGGCGACCAUGGCCGAACAGACGGAGAAGGCGUUCUUGAAGCAGCCGAAGGUGUUCCUUUGCUCGAAGAAGUCGGGGAAGGGUAAAGCUCCAGGAAAGGGAGGCAACCGCUACUGGAAGAGCAUCGGAUUGGGGUUCAAAACACCCCGCGAGGCCGUUGAAGGCACAUACAUUGACAAGAAAUGCCCAUUCACUGGCAAUGUCUCCAUCAGAGGCCGUAUCCUUGCUGGGACCUGUCACAGUGCUAAGAUGAUGAGAACUAUCAUUGUUCGACGAAACUACUUGCAUUGGGUAAAGAAGUACCAAAGAUACGAAAAGAGGCAUUCAAAUAUUCCAGCACACAUUUCCCCUUGCUUCCGUGUGAAAGAGGGCGACCAUGUUAUCAUCGGUCAAUGCAGGCCCUUGUCCAAAACGGUGAGGUUUAAUGUUCUCAAAGUGAUCCCAGCCGGCUCGUCAAGCCGUGGAAAGAAGGCAUUUACGGGGAUGUGAGUGAUAAUAGGCUAUCUGAACUCUAAUCUUCUUGGCAUAUGUUGAAUAGGUUAUUGGUAGAUUAUUUCUAGACUUUUAUUUGAUUCAUUUGAGAGUGCUCUCACUUAGCUUGAGCCUUGAGGGCUUAAAAUUUUGGAUUUUUGCCUACUUAUGCUGACUUUGAACCUUCAGAAAUUCAAUAUCAAUAUGACGUUUUAUUUCAAGAA